Culex pipiens pallens (northern house mosquito) is the source of this 2493-nucleotide messenger RNA. RefSeq names its product cilia- and flagella-associated protein 157-like. The transcript is spliced from 2 exons. The coding region runs from base 1 to 2436 and encodes 811 amino acids. NCBI's taxonomy places the organism in Eukaryota, Metazoa, Arthropoda, Insecta, Diptera, Culicidae. The record is from RefSeq and is a predicted model, not a curated record. Gene Ontology annotation, molecular function: microtubule binding. Gene Ontology annotation, cellular component: ciliary basal body; cilium.
AUGAACGGAGCAAACGGCGUCCAGCGACCAGGCUUCUCCUUCAAACGACCGGAAUCCAGCGUCAAGCGACCAGGCUUCUACUUCAAAAACCUCGCGGCGACGGCAAGUGCACGGACGAGCGUCAGCGACCAGGCUGCUUCUCUCUACUCUACGCGGGGACAGCAGGAACGGAGCGAACGGCGUCCAGCGACCAGGCUUCUCCUUCAAACGACCGGAAUCCAGCGACCAGGCUUCUACUUCAAAAACCUCGCGGCGACGGCAAGUGCACGGACGAGCGUCAGCGACCAGGCUGCUUCUCUCUACUCUACGCGGGGACAGCAGGAACGGAGCAAACGGCGUCCAGCGACCAGGCUUCUCCUUCAAACGACCGGAAUCCAGCGACCAGGCUUCUACUUCAAAAACCUCGCGGCGACGGCAAGUGCACGGACGAGCGUCAGCGACCAGGCUGCUUCUCUCUACUCUACGCGGGGACAGCAUGAACGGAGCAAACGGCGUCCAGCGACCAGGCUUCUCCUUCAAACGACCGGAAUCCAGCGUCAAGCGACCAGGCUUCUACUUCAAAAACCUCGCGGCGACGGCAAGUGCACGGACGAGCGUCAGCGACCAGGCUGCUUCUCUCUACUCUACGCGGGGACAGCAAGACAACAGGAACGGACCAGCGACCAACCGGGUUCCGCCGAGCGGCUCGUCUCAGUCGUUCAACAAACAUUCGCCAAAACGGAGGGCUCAUCGGAAAACAGUGCCGGCGGCAAGAUGACCAAGGAGAAGAAGGUCAAAAAGCCGAAAAAAGUCGUGCCGGAGUACACGCCGGUGGACGGGCUGAGUGCCGUCGACCGGCAGUUCUUCGAGAUAACGAUCAACGAUCUGAACCAAAAGUUGGCGCGCCUCCGCACGCUGAACGUCCAGAUCGAAGACCGGAACGAGGAGCUGGAGAGCAAGCUGAAGCAGAUCGAGGAGGACCGGGCGGAUGUGAUGGCGUUUCUGGACCGGAUGUUGCACGAAAAGCUGGCGGUCAUCGUGGAGCUGGAGGACAAGCUGAGCGAGCUGUCCAAGGUGCGGAAUCAGGAGAACGAAGACUGCCAGAAGCAGAUCACUACGCUGGACGCCAAGUACAAGAUGAUGCACGAGCAGCUGACGUCGGAGAUACAGCUGCUGACGGGCAAGCUGAACUCGAUGGAGGAGUUUAGGUUGCAGCGGGACGAGCUGUUGGCCAAGUUUGACGCUCAGGAUGCUGAGCUGAAGGAGCAGAGCAAACGCCACAAGACGAUUCUGUACGAGAUGGAGCGGAAGAUGAUUCUCGACAAGGAUCGUCUGCGAAAGGACGUCGAAAGCAAGCUGCUUCAGCUGUCCCAGGAGUUCACCAAGUCGUCGGAAAUCCGCGUAGCAGCCCAUACCCAACGACUGGUUCGGGAGAACAUCGCCUUGAACAACGAGGUAGAUCGAGUGGUUUUCGCGUACGAACGUCUGGAGAAAGAAUUUACCGAACUGAAGCAGACCAACACCGAGCUGCGUAAUCAAGCGGAAAUCGAUCGAGUGGAGAAGCUACGUCUUGUGCAGACCUGUCAGGAGCGGUUGGAUCUCAUCAAAAAGCUGACCGACCAGUACGAAGAACAGCUACGUAAGAACGAGGAACUCACCGUUUACAAGGACAAAGCUGACGUGUUCAUACAGGAAACGGAAGACAUCAAACAAGAGUUCAAGAAGCUAACCCAUCGUACUCGCAUUCUCGAACAGUACACGCAGUACAUCAACAACGAACGGCACGUUCUGCAGACCGACUCCGAACACUACCGCAAGGAGUUCGACCGUAUGGCGGAGAUCUUGAAGGGUGUCCGUUCCACCGUUCGCGCAGCGUUCAAAGAAGACAGGGCAGAAGUGGGCAACGCUCUGUUCUACGAGGAAAGACGCAAGCGGCUGGUCGACGAUCUGCUGAACAUGCUGACCGAGCUGGAGAUAAAGCCACGUGUCGAAACGCCUCUCGUCAAACUUCCAGCCGACGUCGAGGGCUACAUCCGAGGCAGUCUGGGCAUGAUUCCGUGGGAAAUUACCGACGCAGACCAACCUCCGGAAUCCGUUCUGGACACCCCGCUUUUCACCCCGGACACGGCGUCCAACGUGAGCGAGCAGGAAAGCAGCGUCAGCUUGCGGAUUCCUUCCGAAAGCGACUCCGUGUACGACCGGAUCAGCCACGUUCGGUUGAACUUUAAGAGCUCGGAGGAGUCCGGCGAGGAGCAUCGACGGAGCCGCAGUGGUGAUUUCGACUCCGACGAGGAGGCCAAGAAGGUUUCGCUGGCACGGUCGGGCGACGAUCAGGGCACGAUGAACGCGAUUGGAUCGGUAAGUUCGGAGGAGCAGGACGAGGUCAUCGUCGAUGCACCGGAUGCGUUUGAGGAGGAGCCGAUCGAGUUUGGAGCGAUUAAAAGUGAUUCGGAUUAAAUUACUUGAAAAAGUGUGAUCAAUUUCUAGUUUGAAUGAAAUAAAUGCGUUUGUGUG